AUGCUGACGCCGAAAAAGCUUGUGAAAAUGGCAAGAAAAUGGCGUAGAGUGGCUGCCAAAGGUGAUUCAACAUUGGCCCACAAAGGCCAUUUUGUUGUCUAUACUGCGGAUAACAAUCGUUUUGUGAUACCGUUACAUUAUCUUAAUAACAACAUCUUUCGUGUGCUCUUGAAGAUGUCAGAGGAUGAGUUUGGCUUGCCAACGAAUGGACCAAUCACGUUGCCUUGUGACUCAAGCCUCAUGAAGUAUAUUGUGUAUGUUUUUGAACGAGCUUUGACAAUAGAACUUGAGGCUCUACUCGUUUCAAUCGCUGCAAAUAGAUGUAAUUCUAUAGAUCAAGGAACCAAGAAUGAGAAAAGCAUGUUACUUUGUGGUUUCUAA
Molecule: messenger RNA, 381 nt
Organism: Helianthus annuus (common sunflower)
Lineage: Eukaryota; Viridiplantae; Streptophyta; Magnoliopsida; Asterales; Asteraceae
Product: auxin-responsive protein SAUR64
Exons: 1
Coding region: 1-381 (126 amino acids)
Biological process (GO): response to auxin
Source: RefSeq, a predicted model, not a curated record